Messenger RNA from Pseudomyrmex gracilis, 1926 nucleotides. RefSeq lists its product as uncharacterized. NCBI's taxonomy places the organism in Eukaryota, Metazoa, Arthropoda, Insecta, Hymenoptera, Formicidae. Gene Ontology annotation, cellular component: plasma membrane. The record is from RefSeq and is a predicted model, not a curated record. Gene Ontology annotation, molecular function: olfactory receptor activity; odorant binding. The transcript is spliced from 14 exons. Gene Ontology annotation, biological process: detection of chemical stimulus involved in sensory perception of smell; sensory perception of smell. Bases 1 to 1926 code for a protein of 641 amino acids.
AUGUCGCAGCUUUCGUGCAAGAUGUACGCGAAUAUGGAAUAUUAUCACAAGCCCAUUCGUAUUGUUCUCUCGUUGAUCGGCUUGUGGCCAUAUCAGUGUUCGUAUGUUGCGAAAAUACAAAAAGUAAUAUGUUUAACAUUGUUGUUGUCACUCACUCUUGUUCAGAUUAAACAACUGAUGGGAGAAAUGCAAAGCGAUUGGUUCGCGUUGCAAAAUAAAAGAGAAAUCGUUAUUUUGCAUCAAUACGCUCGCUUCGGGAGACUCGCCUCGCUGGUUAUAAUAGUGGGUGGCUAUUUUACCGUGACCGGUACCGUGAUAUGUCAAAAUCUGCCGUUAAUUCUUGACGUCGUGUUGCCGAAAAACCAAUCGCGAUCGUAUCGCUUGUAUAUCAUAACAGAAUACUUCAUCGAUCAGGAGAAAUAUUUUUACUUUAUACUGUUACACAUGUCGUUAGUCACCUAUGUAGCUCUUACUGCGCUUUGCGGUGUGAGUUCUAUGCUGAUGAUGGGCAUUCUGCAUGUGUGCAUGCUUUUCAAAAUCGCAAGCUAUCGAAUGACGAACGCACUCAAGAAGAAUGCGGUGGAAGCAUCGAGUCCUGAAAAUAAAUCCUUAACUUGCGAAAAAAUAAUACACGCGGUCGUCAUUCAUCAAAGAGCCAAUAAAUUUCUCAAGUUCUUCGAAUCUCUUUGCGGGAUGUACAUUAUUCUAAUUGGUGUAGGAGUGACGUCUCUGACUAUCAAUCUCGUUAAACUUCUGCAAGCAUUAUUAGACAGGAACACCGACGAAGCAGUUGUAAUCGCUACGUCUGCGUUGGCCCAUUUUUUUUACAUGCUCAUAGCUAAUCUCUUCGGGCAACAAAUCACAGAUCACGGCGAAAAUCUGUUCAAAGCAUCCUGCAGCGGAAUGUGGUACGAAUUGCCGUUGCAUACGCAGAAAUUGCUGCUAUUCGUGAUGCAGAAAACGGUGUUGAGCGUCACAAUGACAGUGGGCGGUAUAUUCGUUGCGUCUUUGGAAUGCUUUGCCACGAUUAAACAAAUGUUGCAAGAAAUGCAAAACAACUGGUUAGCGUUGCGAGAUAAGAGAGAAAUCGUUAUUUUUCAUCAAUACGCUCGCCUCGGAAGACUCGUCUCGCUGACUUUGAUAGUUGGCCAUUUUAUCCUAUUCGGUGCUUCGAUAUGUCAAUUUCUCCCGUUUAUUCUCGACAUCGUCUCGCCGAUGAACGAAUCGCGACCGUUUCGAUUCAUCAUCACGACGGAAUACUUCGUCGAUGAGGAGAAAUAUUUUUACUUUAUAUUGUUACACAUGUUUUUAAUCGUCAAUAUUAGUGUUAAUGCGUUUUGUGGUGUGGCUUCGAUACUGAUAAUAGGCAUUCUGCACGCGUGCAUGCUUUACAAAGUCGCGAGAUAUCGAAUGAGGGAUGCGCUCAAGGAAGUGGAAGCUUCCAGUCCUUCAGAAAGUAAACUUCUUAGUCACAAAAAAAUGAUACAAGCGAUCCUCAUUCAUCAAAAGGCCAAUGAAUUUCUCAAGUUAAUAGAAUCCCUUUGCGGGAUAUUAUACAUUAUUCUAAUUAGUGUGGGAGUAAUGUCUCUGACUAUCAAUCUCGUUCAAGUAAGCAAAUUUCCGCUUCUUCUUAAUUCGAACAUUGGUCUAUCUGUGUUUGUUCAUUUUUUUUACAUGUUCGUAUCUAAUUUCUGCGGGCAACAAAUUAUAGAUCAUGGCGAAAGUCUGUUUAAAGCAUCCUGCAGCGGAAUGUGGUACGCAUUGCCGUUGCAUACGCAGAAAUUGCUGCUAUUCGUGACGCAGAAAACGGUGUUAAACGUCACCAUGACAUUGGGCGGUAUAUUCGUCGUGUCUUUGGAAUGUUUUUCUACGCUUGCGAGUGCAGCGGUAUCGUAUUUCACAGUGUUCUACUCUGCGCGCUAUUGA